This is a messenger RNA of Cuculus canorus (common cuckoo), 1171 nucleotides long. RefSeq names its product deoxyguanosine kinase (gene DGUOK). Gene Ontology annotation, molecular function: deoxyguanosine kinase activity; ATP binding. The record is from RefSeq and is a predicted model, not a curated record. Bases 176 to 862 code for a protein of 228 amino acids. Gene Ontology annotation, biological process: nucleobase-containing compound metabolic process. Lineage: Eukaryota; Metazoa; Chordata; Aves; Cuculiformes; Cuculidae. Gene Ontology annotation, cellular component: mitochondrion; cytoplasm. The transcript is spliced from 7 exons.
GGUUUCUCCGCCCUUUCCCGCGUGAUGACGUCACCAUUCAUUAGCAUAUGACGCGCGAAGGAGGGAGAAGUGUCGGGAUGGGGAGGAGCGGAGCGGCCCUGCGGGUGGCGGUGGAGGGAAACAUCGCCGUGGGCAAAUCCACCUUCCUGAGGCUGCUGGGGGCCACCUUCCCCGAAUGGCACCUGGUGACCGAGCCCCUGGCACAGUGGCGGAAGGUGCCGGCCGGUGGCACAGCACAGUGCUUCCUUCGCAGGCAUCCGUGGGCUCCACCAACCUUCUCCAGAUGAUGUACCAGGAGCCAGCGCGAUGGUCCUACACCUUCCAGACCUUCUCCUGCCUCAGCCGGCUGAAGGCAAUGCUGGAGUCACCCCCUGAGGGGCUCCCCGGGACUCCCCACCCCGUGCGGGUCUUUGAGCGCUCCGUGUACAGCGACAGGUACGUCUUUGCCAAGAACCUCUUUGAGGCCGGGCACCUGCAGCCGCUGGAGUGGGCCAUUUACCAGGACUGGCACGGAUUCCUCCUGCGGCACCUGGGGCCCCGCGCCACCCUCCACGGCUUCCUCUACCUGCGCGCCACCCCACAGACCUGCCUGGAGCGGCUGCGGCGGCGGGCGAGGAGCGAGGAGGGUGGCGUCCAGCUGGGGUACCUGCAGCAGCUCCAUGCGCAGCACGAGCACUGGCUGGUGGAGAAGACCACAGAAGUCCACUUUGAGGACAUGAAGGACGCGCCUGUCCUGGUGUUGGAUGUGGAUAAGGACUUUGAGCACGACGCGGCCAGGCAGGGCGUCCUCAUGGCACAGGUGGAGGCUUUUGCGGCAGUGCUGCAAGCCGAGGCUUUGCCGUCGUGCCCUGACCCCCUCUGAACGCCAGCAUCUGUGCCCACCCGUGUCCGUGCCGAGCAGCAGAGCUGGGAAAGGGGUGUCACCACUGGGAGUUCCCGACACCAGGGACAAAGGGACAAGUCCUGCUCCCCACCUGCCCUUUUAUUUUGGGCUCAGGGCGUUUGAGGCGCUGACAGCGCGGGAUGGUUCCAAGGCGAAUAAUGGGAGGCGUUGAUGUGUGAGGGGUUUCGGGGCAGCGUGGGCACUCCCCGUGCCCCCAAGAUGCUCCCCAUGCCCCCAACGUGCUCCCCGUGCCCCCAAGAUGCUCCCCGUACCCCCAACACUCUCCCC